Molecule: messenger RNA, 1900 nt
Organism: Triticum dicoccoides
Lineage: Eukaryota; Viridiplantae; Streptophyta; Magnoliopsida; Poales; Poaceae
Product: protein SRG1-like
Exons: 4
Coding region: 406-1479 (357 amino acids)
Source: RefSeq, a predicted model, not a curated record
CGGCGACUACUCUUUUUUUCUCAAGAAUACACCUAAAGCCAAAACAAGUUAUAUAAUAAGACAAGUGAGUGGACAGAGAUAACAUGGCAUUUGGUAGCAGUGGCAUGCACUACUCUGUAUUUGGCUACGCAGCCACACAAGUAUAUAUAUUUCACCGGUUUGUGCUUCUCACUAAUUGGUGUGUGGGUCAAAGUGAUGACUACAUCCUAAACUACUCACUUGUGCACAUAAAAAUUGGCUCUAUAGAAGUGGACAAAGGAGUCAGUGGUGGAUCCAGCUGCGCGCUUGAAAGUCAAGAUACCCAUUUGCUUUGAAACAAACUAUUUGCUUUCGCAAAUCUAUGCCCAUAAAACUGCCAAAGCGAUACAAGGGAACUUGCAAGACAAACAACAGUAGCAAGCAACCAUGGCUUGUGAAGAACCAUCAAAGAUAGCCAACAUACCAUCGAUUGUGCAAGAGCUGGUGACUUGCGUACAGGAGCCACCAAGCCAGUAUGUGGUUCCUGAGCAAAACCGCCCAGACAUUGCCUGUUCCGAGAUGCCCGAUCCGAUCCCAAUCAUUGAUCUCAGCCGUCUGCCUGCCCCCGGUAACAGCUCUGAUGAGGUUGCCAAGAUGCAGUCCGCCUUGGAGAACUGGGGCCUCUUCCUGGCUGUCGGGCAUGGAAUAGAGCCAAGUUUUCUUGGUGAGGUGAUGAAAAUGACGAGAGAAUUUUACAAGCUCCCACUGGAAGAGAAGCAGAAGUACUCAAACUUGGUUGAUGGCCAGGAGUUCCGUAUGGAAGGAUACGGGAAUGAUAUAGUCGUAUCAGAGAAGCAGACCCUGGACUGGAGUGACCGGUUGUAUCUUGUAGUGGAACCGGAGUACCGGAGAAUCUAUAGCAUGUGGCCCGCCCAUCCUCCUUCUUUCAGAGAUAUUCUGUGCGAGUACACAGUAAGGUGCAGGGAGAUUGCCAGCCUUGUCCUCAGGCACCUGGCGAGGAUGCUCAAUUUACACGAGGACUACUUCGUCGAGAUGAUCGAAGAGGAUGCCAUCACAUACGCUAGAUUCAACUACUACCCUCACUGUCCCAAGCCGGACCAAGUCUUAGGCCUGAAACCCCACACUGAUGCCACUGUGAUCACCGUUGUCUUUAUCGAUGAUAGCGUCAGUGGGCUCCAGGUGCAGAAAAAUGGUGUCUGGCACAAGGUGCCAAUAGUUCCGAACGCAUUACUUGUGAACACAGGAGAUGCAAUGGAGAUACUUAGCAACGGGUUCUUCAAGAGCCCGGUUCACAGGGCUGUGACCAAUGCAGAGAAAGAUCGGGUGUCAUUGGUUGUAUUCUAUACUCCGGACCCGGAGAGAGAGAUUGAGCCAGCGGCAGAGCUGGUGGAUGAGAAGAGACCAAUGCGGUACAGGAAGAUAAAGACCAAGGACUAUCUUGUAAAACUCUUUGAAACUUUUGCAGAAGGGACACUAGUCAUCGACACAAUGAAGAUCUGAAUGUAAUUAUGAAGUGCAAAAGACUGAUGUGCGGUGUGGUGAAGUUUGUUCCAGCAGUCUGUUCUUACUUACAGAAUUGGUUUAUGUAAUACUGUCUGAUUAGAAUGUGCUAUAUAUAGACAGUUUUGUGUCAUUGUAUGCCAUCGGCAGGUCACUUCCUAUCUCUUUCAGUUCAAGUGUUACCCCCUUGUUGUACAUUAUCUUGUACUGUGUUAAGUUUCUGCUUCAGAUAGCUACUUCCAAUCCUGUCUGUCUUCUUCCUUGUUUUUCUCCUAUUAUCACUGGCGACUGAUAGCUAGUUUAUUCAUUGAUGACCAUGCUGAUUAAAACAAAGUCAGCUUGUUAAUCAAGAAUUGGGUAUGCCCCAGCAACAAUAGUAUAAACUACAGUGACCUGACAAAGGCACAUUCUAUUAACAGAG